AUGAAGCUUUUUGUGAAUCGUUCUUUCUUACAUCUUGUGGAAGACAUCGAUUCAACAAAGAAGAUGAAUUGGGCAGAAUUUGUGUUGUCCUAUCUUGUGCACGGGAUUGAAGAGUUUAAGAAGAAACAACAAAGUGGGUUAUUCUACCACGAGCAUAUAGCGUUUGAAGAGAAAUUUCUACCGCUAUAUACUCGACCUUCUCCUCGGAUUACUUCUUGGGGAGAUGAUGAAGUAUUGGACAGGAAACGAAGAUUGAAAAAACUUGGUGGAUAUGCAAAUGAGAAUCUCAAAAUAUGGGUGAUAGAAAAUGAGAUAAGGGAUUGCGUUGAUGGAAAUGCAAUGAUAAUGGCGAGUGAGAAUGAAGACGAUGAGAAAUUUGUAAUCAAUCUAAACAAAGAUGUUAUUAAACGAGUUGAUGGUGGGAACUUAAUGGAGAUGGAUAAAACCUUUCAACAAUUAAAGACACAUCUAAUUGAUAUGGCUUAUGGUGCAAGUAGUAGUAGUUGUGAUCAAAUUUUGGCUAAAUUUAAGGAGAAUUAUACUACAGUGAAAGGUCUCUUCCUUAGGUCAAGCGGAAAACCUUUGAGAAUGCACGAGGAAGGAACGAAGAAUGACAUGCUCUCAUGCGAGAGAAGUUUGGAAGAUACGAACAAUAUGAAUGUGAAUGAACAUUAUCUUCACACUUUGUCAAAUGAGAAGUUAUGCACCGAGGACUUGAAUGAAAAGAAUGAAGAUGCAUGUGCUACAUCAAUUGAAGUGCAUAUCAUUCCAGACGAAAAUCAAAAUAUUUUACCACUUCCAAUCAAAAGGAGUAGAAGAGAUUAUGGAAAGGAACCAUUACGAGCACUAUGUGGUUAUCCUAAUCAUGUCAUGAAAACACGUACAUCAAGGGAGAGGAAACCAAGUAAAUUCAAGGUCUCCCUGUUUGUACACAAUUUAAGGAAGAUGGUAAAAUGUGAAGCAUCAGAGGUAUAAUACAAAUAGUUUAAUAUCAUUGUUCUUAUUUUUUAUACUUAACAUAUAUAGUUAAUAAUUAUGUCUUGUUUUCGAAUUAGUCAAUCCCCAUGUCCAUUCGUGAAGACGUGGUGGAUACUCAAUCAUUCAAUGUACUUCAAUCUCUUAUCGCUGAUUAUGUUUUCAAUAAAGCAUUGUCAAAAAGGUUUGUCGUGUCUAGAACAUUCAUAGAUGUGUUGUUACAAUUUUAGCCUUCAUAUGCUUCCAAUUUACUCAAGUUUGUUUGAACAUAUUAUUAUUUUAGU
This is a messenger RNA of Vitis vinifera (wine grape), 1259 nucleotides long. RefSeq lists its product as uncharacterized. The transcript has 5 exons. The record is from RefSeq and is a predicted model, not a curated record. The coding region runs from base 1 to 975 and encodes 324 amino acids. Lineage: Eukaryota; Viridiplantae; Streptophyta; Magnoliopsida; Vitales; Vitaceae.